UGUUUUGUCACAUCCAUUAGUUGAUGAGCCUUCAUAUCUUUCACUACAUUACUGAAUUAAAUCAAUUAUUCCUGAUAAAAUUUUUGCUAAUUCAAACUUUCUGUCUAACAAAAUAAGUUUCAUUUUCAAGAAUUGUUGUUUUUCUAGUUGAUCAUGUUAGUGCAGAUAAUUUUAUUGUUUUUCCUAGUGUGGCUCCUUGUGUUACGAUGGCAAAGGAGAAAGAUGAUCGAGCUGUCCCAUAAACUCGGUGUCACCAACCACAUGACGCUACCAUUUGUGGGACAUGCUUACAUAUUCUUUGGAAGUGACGAAGAUCGAAUGACAAAAUUCCAGAAAUUGGGCCGUGAAGCGAUCGCGAGCGAGCAUGGAGUUACCACAAUAUGGCAAGGUCAUCGACUUUACUUAGUGGUAUCAGACGCAAAGGUUGCAGAGUUACUUCUGAAGACCUGUUUGGAGAAAGAUGAUGCGGUAGAUUGCUUGAAGUUCGUGACUGGUAACGGUAGCAUCUUCGCUCCAGUCAGUAUCUGGCGUCCUCGUCGUAAAGUAUUAGCUCCGACCUUCAGCCCCAAGAACUUGCAGCAGUUCGCUGAGAUCUUCUCUCGCCAGAGCGCUAUCAUGGUGGAGCAAUUACAAGCUGCUGUAGGAAGGGGAGCCUUCUCUAUAUGGCAGUACAUUACGACGUAUACCAUGGACUCUGUUUGCGAGACAACUCUCGGUGUUUUAGUGAAUUCUCAAAAACAAUCUGAGCAACCAUUUCUCCAAGCUUUUGACAAAUGUACCCAAUUGGAUGCUGACCGUCUCUGCAAGCCAUGGUUCCACCCUCAAGCCAUAUACGAAAUGACACCAGCUUAUAAACUGCAUCUUAAGUGUAGGAACUAUAUUUGUAAAUUCGUUGACCAGAUAAUUAAAACAAAGAAACAAGCUUUGGCAGAGGAGAAGGUGUCAAUGGCCGAAUCAGAACAAAACAUAAAACACGACGGUCUUAAGACGUUCUUGGAGCUCCUCAUAGACUCCUCGGGAGGGGAGCGAGGGUACUCAGAUGUGGAGCUGAGAGAAGAGACUUUGGUAUUAGUUCUGGCUGGAACUGACACAUCUGCUGUAGGCACUGCCUUCGCUUCUAUUCUGCUGUCAAGAUACCCUGAUGUACAAGAAAAGGUCUACCAAGAGUUACUUGAAGUAUUUGGUGAUUCCAAACGACCAGUCGUGGCUGAAGAUCUUCCCAGACUGAAAUAUCUGGAAGCUGUUAUAAGAGAAACAUUACGAUUGUACCCUCCAGUGCCUAUCAUUGCGAGGAAAAUCGACAAGGAAUUAACUUUACCAUCAGGAAUCACUCUAGUUGAAAAUUGUGGAGUAGUAAUCAAUAUCUGGGCACUACAUCGUAAUCACCACUACUGGGGAGAAGACGCGGAGCAGUUCCGACCUGAACGGUUCAUUGACACGCCACCCAAGCAUCACGCCGCCUUCAUGCCUUUUAGCCAUGGACCCAGAGCUUGUAUUGGUUAUCAAUACGCAAUGAUGUCAAUGAAAACUGCUCUAUCAUCUCUCCUACGUCAGUAUGUGGUUCUCCCACCAUCUGAUGUCGAAGACUUGAAGCCUUUUAGAGUGAAAUUUGACAUAAUGAUGAGAGAUGUUGACAAUUUUACCUUACAAUUGGUGAAAAGGGUUUGAAUAGGAGAAAUACACAGGGUACUGAAUUGCUAUUUUUCAUUAAUUUUUAAUAUGACUUGUACUAUGGUACUAAAGUAGGCUUAAGGUAGGUAAAGAAGUAUUAAAGGAUCAAUGAGGUCUAUCAUUGUCUAGUACUUGUACGUAUAUUAUGUGAACUUUUAAAUUUAUAUAGUUACUCUAACUAAGGAAAAGUAAAAUUUUGUGAUCUUUGUUUCUUCUGUGAAAUUGAGAUUUUUUAUUUAUAUUUUAAGCGACAUAGUUUUUUUUUGUAAAUCUGCUAACUUAUCGAUUAAACAGUAAACAAUAUGUGUCGUUUUAAGUUCAAAUAAAAGCAAGGAAGUGUUU
This is a messenger RNA of Spodoptera frugiperda (fall armyworm), 2013 nucleotides long. Its product is annotated as cytochrome P450 4C1-like. Lineage: Eukaryota; Metazoa; Arthropoda; Insecta; Lepidoptera; Noctuidae. The record is from RefSeq and is a predicted model, not a curated record. Bases 154 to 1668 code for a protein of 504 amino acids. The transcript is spliced from 10 exons. Gene Ontology annotation, molecular function: heme binding; oxidoreductase activity, acting on paired donors, with incorporation or reduction of molecular oxygen; monooxygenase activity.